AUUGGUAGUUUUUUGUGGAAAUAUCAUCGUGGAAUGCUUCGAUUUGAGGAUAAUCUGUUCGAGUGGCAUUUCACGGUGCGUGGACCGGCAGACACGGACUUCGAUGGAGGCAUAUAUCACGGACGUAUUCUCUUACCCGUGGACUACCCGAUGAAACCACCGAGUGUCAUCUUGUUAACGCCGAAUGGACGCUUCCAGUUGAAUCAGAAGAUUUGUCUGAGCAUAUCGGGACAUCAUCCGGAGUCGUGGCAACCGUCGUGGUCGAUUCGUACCGCCCUGUUGGCUCUGAUUGGUUUCAUGCCGACGCAUUCGGCCGGUGCGCUCGGCUCGUUGGAGUAUCCACCGUCGGAACGAAAGAAACUGGCGAUUGCAAGUCGUGAUUGGAUGUGUGCAGAGUGUGGUCUGCGUAUGUGCGAUGCCCUGUUGGACAGGAACUCGCAGAAUUCAUCGAGCGCGAACGGUGACAACACUUCAGCGAGCAGCAAUAACGGUGGUGCUGCGAUCAGCAUGGCGGAAGAAGCACGGAGCCUGGCCAAGCAGAUAUCGUUUAAGGUUUUGAGUUGA
Molecule: messenger RNA, 564 nt
Organism: Anisakis simplex (herring worm)
Lineage: Eukaryota; Metazoa; Nematoda; Chromadorea; Rhabditida; Anisakidae
Source: the annotation of a GenBank genome assembly